Molecule: messenger RNA, 2173 nt
Organism: Momordica charantia (bitter melon)
Lineage: Eukaryota; Viridiplantae; Streptophyta; Magnoliopsida; Cucurbitales; Cucurbitaceae
Product: UDP-arabinose 4-epimerase 1
Biological process (GO): galactose metabolic process
Molecular function (GO): UDP-glucose 4-epimerase activity
Source: RefSeq, a predicted model, not a curated record
GUGUAGAUGAGUUCUCCUUCUCACAUUGCGCCAUCACCGAUCAUUCGAUUCGGAGCCCAACCCAUUGCCCAUUGCCCAUUUCCCAACAGCGACACCCAGAUGAUUGGAAAUCCCCAAUUUUGCACUCCAAUUUCCCUUUCUUCUUUUCUGUUGAAAGGUCCACGCAAAUUUCUCUACCCACCUUCACCUUCCCCUUCUCUUUCUCUCCCACCUUCAAAAUUAUAUACCUCUCCCCUCUCCCCCUCUAUGGAUGCACCCAUUUCUCCCCCUAUUUUUCAACGCCCCUCUCCCUCUCCCUCUCCCUCUCCUUCUCUUUUCCGUUUCUUCUCAAUCUCAUUCUCAAUAACGCUCCCACUCUUCCUCCUCUCCUCUUUCUACCUUUCACGUUCCCUUUCUUCCUGCUCGCUACUCAAUUCCCACCCCCUUUUUCCCUACGCCUUUAUACCCAUCUAAUUCCCAAUUCCCAAUCUUUUCAUAUGCAUCAAUCUUCAAUCUGAUUUCCCUUUUGUCCUCAGGCCAUCAAAACAAAAUAAUAUCGGAGGUAAGAUUCUAGUCGUACUUGGUGACUGAGGUUGCAGGCCAAGAAUUGCUCUUUAUAUAUCGUAGGUCCUUGACCUUUAGUUGAAGAGAUUGGCAAAUGCUAAAUUUUGGCAGAGGUAGAACUCAACAAAGGUCCACCAGAUCUCUAACUUUCGGAGGUAUGGAUUAUUCAGAUCCCAAAAAGAAAAACAAUUUUGUAGGGAAAAUUCUUUUGGCUGCCACUCUUACAGCUUUAUGCAUCAUCAUGCUCAAGCAAUCACCGGCUUUCAGUACCCCAAGCCAGUUUGCGCUGCGUGAGCCGGGGGUAACUCAUGUACUAGUAACAGGAGGUGCUGGGUACAUUGGUUCACAUGCUACACUAAGACUCCUGAAGGACAAUCAUCGUGUAACCAUAGUGGAUAAUUUAUCACGAGGAAAUCUAGGUGCCGUGAAGGUUCUGCAAGAAUUAUUUCCACAACCUGGGAGGCUUCAAUUUAUUUAUGCCGACUUAGGAGACGCUAAAUCGGUUAACAAAAUAUUUUCAGAGAAUGCUUUUGAUGCUGUCAUGCAUUUUGCAGCGGUUGCUUAUGUUGGUGAGAGUACUGUUGAUCCACUUAAGUAUUACCACAAUAUUACAUCAAAUACCUUGACAGUUAUAGAGGCAAUGGCCGCUCAUGGUGUGAAGAAAUUGAUAUAUUCUAGUACAUGUGCCACGUAUGGCGAACCGGAUAAAAUGCCUAUCACUGAAGAAACUCCACAAAACCCUAUCAAUCCUUAUGGGAAAGCCAAGAAGAUGGCAGAAGAUAUCAUAAAAGAUUUUUCCAAGAACUCAAACAUGGCAGUAAUGAUCUUGCGAUACUUCAAUGUGAUUGGAUCCGACCCAGCGGGCAGGUUGGGUGAAGCUCCUAGACCUGAACUUCGAGAGCAGGGACGAAUCUCAGGAGCUUGCUUCGAUGCAGCUCGAGGCAUUAUUCCUGGACUUAAGGUUAGAGGAACAGACUACAAGACACACGACGGGACCUGCGUCCGGGAUUACAUUGAUGUAACUGAUCUGGUUGACGCUCAUGUAAAAGCUCUUGCAAAGGCAGAGGCUGGUAAAGUUGGAAUAUAUAAUGUUGGCACUGGAAAAGGUAGAUCAGUUAAGGAGUUUGUAGAAGCAUGCAAGAAGGCAACGGGGACUAAUAUCAAAGUUGACUAUCUCGACCGUCGACCGGGUGAUUAUGCAGAAGUCUUUAGUGACCCUACAAAGAUAAAAAAUGAACUUAACUGGACAGCUCAGUACACAGAUCUGGAAAAAAGCUUAAAGGUGGCUUGGAGAUGGCAAAAGUCACAUCUUAAUGGCUAUGGAAGCUCUUAAAUGGGCUCCUCCAUGAAAGAGAGAGAGCAUUUAAUUGUCCAUGAAAGAACUUCGGGAGAGGCAGUGAGGUAUGAACGUCAUCUGUUCUCCUGUUGCUACACUUCAGCAGUUGAAUGGAAGCAGAGUGGUGGGGAUGGGAUAUUCUUUGUAUCCAAAUUUUACCUUUACAUGAAGUAACAUUCUAUGUCCUUACAUUAUUAUGGAGUAGUUAUAGGAAACAGCUCUCUUGUCACAUGAAUUUGAAACGAUAUAGUUGAAAAUAAUGGAUGCCUGUGCACAGAUUGGCCUUCUUUCUCA